Molecule: messenger RNA, 1077 nt
Organism: Hansenula anomala
Lineage: Eukaryota; Fungi; Ascomycota; Saccharomycetes; Phaffomycetales; Wickerhamomycetaceae
Exons: 3
Coding region: 1-1077 (358 amino acids)
Cellular component (GO): cytoplasm
Molecular function (GO): cysteine synthase activity
Source: RefSeq, a predicted model, not a curated record
AUGUACAUCAACAAUAUACACAGUUCUCACUAUAAUCCAAUAACCAUCUCAGCUUUCCCCCUUCUUCACAAAUUUAUAAAAGGUGUAGGAAACACCCCAUUAAUUAAAAUCGAAUCAUUAUCAAAAGAAACAGGUCGAGAAAUUUAUACAAAAGCUGAAUUUUUAAACUCUGGUAAAUCAAUUAAAGAUCGUGCUGCAAUCUAUCUUUUAAACAAUGCACUUUCAAAAGGGUUAAUCAGACCAGGGGGUACUUUAGUUGAGGCAACUGCAGGAAAUACAGGUGUUGCACUAGCUUUGUUGGCAAGAACUUAUGAUCCACCUUUUAAAAUCAGAUUAUAUGUUCCAGAGUCUUUAGUUCAAGCUAAAAUUGAUAUCUUGGAAAGUCUAGGUGCAAAAGUUAUAAAAUGUCCAUUAGUUCCAAGUGAUGAUCCUGAAUUUUUCAAUACUCAAGCUGUUAAUUAUGCUCAAAAAAAUGAUAAUUGUGUUCAUGUUAAUCAAAUGGAUAAUCUAGAAAAUAGAAAAGCUCAUUUUGAGACAACAGGUCCUGAAAUUUGGAAGCAAACAGAUGGUAAAAUUGAUGCAUUUAUAGUUGGUUGUGGAACUGGUGGUACAUUUUCUGGAGUUUCAAGUUAUUUGAAAGAAAUUUCAAAUGGGAAAGUUAAGGCUUUCAUUGCUGAUAGAGAAGGAUCUGGACUACACUCUUAUAUUCAAAGUAAAGGUGAUAAUUGGGAUCAUGAAGGUGAGUCAUUUGUGGAAGGUGUUGGUAAAUUAUCAUUAACUGGUAAUCUUAAUGAUGUUUUAUCAAUUGCAGACGGUUCAUUUAGAGCAUUAGAUAUUGAUGUUAUCAUUACUUUAUACAGAUUAUUAGAUGAAGACCAUUUAUCUGUUGGUGCUUCUGGUGCUAUGAAUAUAUUUUGUGCAAAACAACUAGCAUUAACAUUGCCAAAAGGUUCAGUUGUUGUGACUUCUACAGCUGAUUCUGGUGAAAGGUAUGCUGGUAAAGUUUUCAAUAAAGAGUGGUUAGUCGAAAAAGGUCAUUGGGAUAAAAUCCCUGAACAUCUUCGUGUACUUGUGUAA